AUGAACCACUCGGAGCGCAUCUACGAGCGGUGGCUUCUACUCGACUUCCUCGGCAUCCUGUGCUUGAUCGCUGGCAGCUGGGUGCCGGGCGUCUACUACGGGUUUUACUGCCAGCGGGCGGAUGCCAAGUUCUAUCUGACUCUGAUUUUGGUCCUAGCCGCGGCGUCCGCCGUCGUCUGCCUGGUGCCCAUGUGCCGCACGCCGGCGUGGAAGCCGUUCCGCACGUCCAUGUUCCUGUCGCUGGGCGUGGCCGGCUUCUUCCCCAUGGCACACGCCGCCCGGGCGUACGGCGUCGGACUGGCACACGCGCGUAUGGGCUGGGGCUUCUUCAUGCUCGAAUUCGUCUUCUACGGCGCCGGCGUCGCCGUAUACGCGACGAAGGUGCCCGAGAAGUGGGGUCCGGGGGGUAGUGACGAGAUGAAGUGA
This is a messenger RNA of Lasiodiplodia theobromae, 426 nucleotides long. RefSeq names its product Hemolysin-iii channel protein. Bases 1 to 426 code for a protein of 141 amino acids. The transcript is spliced from 3 exons. Lineage: Eukaryota; Fungi; Ascomycota; Dothideomycetes; Botryosphaeriales; Botryosphaeriaceae. Gene Ontology annotation, cellular component: membrane. Gene Ontology annotation, molecular function: signaling receptor activity. The record is from RefSeq and is a predicted model, not a curated record.